AUGAAGUAUUAUAUCUUGGCUUUACUCGCUUUCCUUGCCGUUGCCUAUGCGGCUCCACAAUGGGGAAACCAAGGCUGGGGUAACAAUGGAGGAUUCCCCGGAAGAGGCGGUGGCCAGCAAGGUUGGGGAGGACAAGGCGGAUGGAACGGAGGUGGACAAGGAGGAUGGAACGGAGGUGGACGAGGAGGAGGAUGGAACAAUGGAGGUGGACGAGGAGGAGGAUGGAACAAUGGAGGUGGAUGGAAUAACGGUGGAGGACGAGGUGGAUGGGGUGGAGGACGGGGAAGCCAUGAAAGACGGGGAUCAUGGGGAAAA
Messenger RNA from Mesorhabditis belari, 315 nucleotides. Lineage: Eukaryota; Metazoa; Nematoda; Chromadorea; Rhabditida; Rhabditidae. The record is from the annotation of a GenBank genome assembly.